AUGUUAUAUCAAAAGUAAUCACUCCCAGGUUUAAAUUCAACUUGUUAUCAAUCUAACAAUGAAGAAUGUGAAUAAUAACUUAGACCUUUGUAUUUAUUGAUUCUAGAAAAUCAAAUUGAUGUCUAAUAAGAAAAUAUUACUUUAGUCGGUUUAUUUAAACUAUUAAAAGUAUGCUUUAACAUUUUCAUAGAUCUGGAAAUUAGAUAUCCCAUUUUCAAUUUUAGCUAAGUUAAUGUUAAAUGCAAAUAAAUUUUGCAACUAGUAAUUGAAUUAAAUGAUUAAUUUACAUUCUUUACAUCAAUUGAUGCAUAAUCCUCAACUUUAAAUGAUAUACAGAAAGAAACCAAAAUCAGAAGUGUUCUAAUUAAUUGGAAAUAAUGCAUAUUUGUAAAAUUGUUAAUUUACAACUCCUCAAACUUUAGUUGGAUUAUUUAGUAGAUUAGGAGAACUGAUAAAAAGAAAGUAGAUGUAUCUCAAAAUCAACAAUGAAAAUAUAGAUGUUAAAGAUAAAUAUAGUUACAUUAUAUAAAUGAUGUAAAACACUCCAAGAGAUCAGAAGAUGAGUCCAAGAGACAAUAUCACAGAUAAAUAAGAUAGUUUACUUUUAGGAAAUUAACUAUUCAGUACAUAAUCAAAAGUGGAUAGCAUAUUAUUAUUAGAAGAUAAAGAAGAUAAGGAUGAAAAUGAUGAUUAAUUUCCUUAAAUUAAUUAACCUAUUAAACAAAAGUUUCAAAAAUUAUAGAAUGUUUUAGAUUUGAACAAUUAAUAAUUUAAAAUGAAUCAUAGAAUGAGAAAAAUGCAUUCAACUAUGAUGAAUCAUAUGAUUCUACUUAAAUAAAAUUCAAAUGUUAAUAAGAUUAAUAAAUUAAUACACUAAACAUAAGGAACCAUUUAAAUUAAAUUACCUGAAAUAUGA
Messenger RNA from Paramecium pentaurelia, 916 nucleotides. The record is from the annotation of a GenBank genome assembly. Lineage: Eukaryota; Ciliophora; Oligohymenophorea; Peniculida; Parameciidae.